AUGACUCGCGAUGCAGUCGCGCAGGAUGCUUCUUUUGCCAUGGCUACGGUCUCAGAACGUUCUGUUGCGUCCCCAAUGCCGCCAACGGCUGGCCAAAAGGUAGCUCCAGCUCCAACAGUAAUACCUACAUGGAAUACUCAGGACUUGGGCUUGCGACUCGGUGUUGAUGUUGUCAGUGCGGCUUCGGCCGGCGCGCUGACAUGUCCGCUGAUCACGAUCAUUGAUCGUGCCAUCAUCGAAAAGGCGUCCAAAGGCUUCCCAAUCCGCGAAACAAUCACCAACUGUCUCAAGUCCAUGAUCGCCAAACCAAGCGGCUUCUUCUUCAGCACACCCUUCCUCCUCAUCUACACACUGUACACCUCAACAUAUCUUACAGCAAAUGCAAUUGAUACUGUCACAUCUACCCUCCGAAAUCAAAAUUAUUCCAACGUGACCGCAGGCCCGGCCAAGUUCAUCUCCACAACAGCCGUCAACAUGGCCAUCUGCGUAUACAAAGACGCGCGCUUCGCAAAAAUUUUCGGCGCCUCGCCUCCCCCAGCGCAAGCCGGAACACAAUCACAAAGACACUCUACCGCUUCAAUCCCACGCCCAUCAGUCUGUCAUCCAAUUCCCUCACAAGCCGCUGCCGCACCUACCAUUCCCAAGCUUUCAUACUCCCUCUUCUGUCUCCGCGAUAGCGUCACGAUCUUCGCCUCCUUCAACGUGCCCCCGCUAAUCGCACCUUCAAUACCGGACUUCAUCGCAUCAACACCUAGCAUGAAGGCCGCUACGGCGCAGUUCGCUUGCCCGGCUCUAAUGCAAUUCUUCAGCACGCCCAUGCACCUGCUCGGUCUGGAUCUGUACAACAGGCAACCGCCAGGCGGUUUGUCGUGGACGGAUCGCGUGGCUCGGAUCCGGAGAGACUAUAUCUCUAGCAGUUUCGCGCGCAUGGGCAAGAUUGUGCCUGCGUAUGGUGUUGGUGGUGUUGUCAAUGUUCGGAUGAGAGCUACUCUGAUGGAGCGGCUUGAGAAGAAGGCCGAGUAA
Molecule: messenger RNA, 1023 nt
Organism: Penicillium daleae
Lineage: Eukaryota; Fungi; Ascomycota; Eurotiomycetes; Eurotiales; Aspergillaceae
Exons: 2
Coding region: 1-1023 (340 amino acids)
Cellular component (GO): mitochondrion
Source: RefSeq, a predicted model, not a curated record